AUGGUCAUUUAUUCCAAGACUGAGUCACGCCAUGCUCUCCUGUUGAUUGCCUUCCAGAACUCAGAGCAUCACACCUCGUCGUCCAUGCUGAUCAGGAGAGGGCCAAAGCUGUAUAGAAGCACGGUACGCCUUACACAACCCCGCAUCAGGCCAGCGCAAUUAUCAUUACCAUCAGUCUGUCGACAUCUUCACCAGACAGGCAAAAUGCUGCAUUCCGCGACAUCGACGGCCAAGAAGAUCUUCGCUCCCACUUCCAACUCCUCGGAUCCCGGCCAUGCAACCCAGUACACCAAAGGCGCGCUGGACCGCAGCGACCUACUUCCCUCUCCUACAGACCAAUUCCAUAAAUGGUUCCAAGAGGCAACUUCUGCCUCUGUCUACCAGCCGGAAACCGUAACCUUUUCUACUGCCUCGCUGCCAGAUGGCAAGGUCUCUGCACGCAUGGUCUACAUGAAGGAACUCGACUCCCGCGGCUUCGUCAUCUACUCCAACUGGGACACGAGUCGCAAAGCUGCUGAUGUUCGCUCCAACCCACACGCUGCGCUCACAUUCUGGUGGCGCGAAUUAGAGCGGCAGGUACGGGUUGGAGGGAGGGUGGAGCGUUUGACGAUUGAAGAAAGUCAGGUCUACUACGAUACGAGGAUUCGCGGGAGUCGGAUUGGGGCCUGGGCUAGUAGGCAGAGCAGUGUGUUGGAGGGAAGGGAGGAGUUGGAGAGGCAGGUAGAAGAAGUGGAGAGGAAGUUUGAGGGCAAGGACAAGAUUCCCGUACCGGACUUUUGGGGCGGCUUGAGGGUUGUGCCGGAUUUGGUGGAGUUUUGGCAGGGCAGGGAGAGUAGGUUGCAUGAUCGCUUUGUGUAUAGGAGGGUGGAGGGGAGUGCAGAUGGGGAUGGUGAGUGGAAGAUUGAGAGGUUGAGCCCUUGA
Plenodomus lingam JN3 is the source of this 921-nucleotide messenger RNA. RefSeq lists its product as uncharacterized. The record is from RefSeq and is a predicted model, not a curated record. Gene Ontology annotation, molecular function: pyridoxamine phosphate oxidase activity; FMN binding. Gene Ontology annotation, biological process: pyridoxine biosynthetic process. NCBI's taxonomy places the organism in Eukaryota, Fungi, Ascomycota, Dothideomycetes, Pleosporales, Leptosphaeriaceae.